Messenger RNA from Liolophura sinensis, 3914 nucleotides. Its product is annotated as solute carrier family 4 member 11-like. The transcript has 20 exons. Gene Ontology annotation, biological process: monoatomic ion homeostasis; transmembrane transport; monoatomic anion transport. Gene Ontology annotation, cellular component: basolateral plasma membrane; plasma membrane. NCBI's taxonomy places the organism in Eukaryota, Metazoa, Mollusca, Polyplacophora, Chitonida, Chitonidae. Gene Ontology annotation, molecular function: solute:inorganic anion antiporter activity. The record is from RefSeq and is a predicted model, not a curated record. Bases 400 to 2850 code for a protein of 816 amino acids.
ACUGGAGGACCGGAGAGGAAACCGGAAUGAGCUGGACUUGAACUCACAGCGACCACAUUGAUCAUGACGUGUUUUCCGCGAGAUAUGCUUCCUCAGAUUGGGGCAGCCAAAGCUGUGUAUUGUUUGAGUGACAGUUCAGUGGGACUUAUAGGAACUCUGGAGUGUGGAGGACAUGCUGUUACCCAGACACCUGUUCUGGGGAAUAAUUGGCUGUACACACCUGGAAUUGUCAUACCUAGGUUACACCCCAACCCCCUGCAGAGAUCCUCCAUACCUGUGUUUCCAUGGCAACCACCCUGACAUAACUUUGGCUAGCCUGCUGUCUGCCCAUCUGUUCCCCUUGUGUACCUUUUGUUGUGCAGUGUGUGAUUUGACCAGACAACAUCAAUCUGCAGAAUAAUGCAAAAGUGUGACGAUGGUAAGAGAAAUGGUGACACCAUGGACCAUAGAGAGGGCAAAGAGGGACAGCUUGACCCUGAUGACGAGGUUCUCCUGGAGAUGCCCCUGGACAACAGUGACCGCUUGACCAGAGACAAGGCCAAGUACUUCACAGAGGAUUAUGAAGAAAAUGACCGUGUUUCUCUGGUACACGGCAGACAUGAGAGAAUACCAUUCAAGGAUUUUUUCGCUGAGGUGCGUGGAUUUCGUGAUCUGGAAAUAUUCUUGGAGAAUACUGUGCUUCUAUUGGACAUGCCUGAAACUGGAAUGACAGAGAUUUUCGAGCGGCUAAUUCGAGAGGUUUCUGAGCAAGAAAACCUGAGCAUUGACAUGGAGGAAGCAAAGCAGGCUUUGUUCACACACGACUCAGUGCAUGUUUUGGGGAAAACCAUCCAGGGAACGAGCUACACACAUGGUGUGGGUUUUGACUAUGAUCAGUCCUGGAUUGUUGCCUUGUGUGAGCUGCCACUGUUGUUAAAGCGUUACGUGGCCAUUGGUCGUCUUCGGCACGCAGCUAACCUGGGUAGUACGAGUCAGGAGGUGCGCUUUGUUAUCCUGGUGCUGGCACCAUCUAAAGAGAAAACAACCAAAAAUGCUAUGGAGACGGGUCGGACGUUUGCCACAUUAUUUGUGGACCUAGAGUUCAAACACCUGCUGCUGGAUGUGAAGGCUGACUGGGAGUUUAAGGCGCUGCUGUCAGAACACGCCAAGAAGCUUGCUAAAGAACAGGGCAACCCUGACUGUCGAAACUCCCACCUUCAGCUGACGGCCUUCGAUGACCUGGAAGGAGAUAAGUCACGCUGUCCGAUUGCACGAGGAAUGAUCGGAGAUCUAAAGAGGAGGCUGCCCCAUUACUUCUCAGACUACAAAGAUGGCAUUUAUGGAAACAAAACAAUCCACAAAGUCACGUCAACGACAUUGUUCCUGUACUUCGCAUGUGUCUUACCAAACAUUGCCUUUGGAAUGUUAAACGAUACCAACACUCAUGGGGCCAUAGGAGUAAAGAAGAUCUUGUUCUCUCAGUGUGUAGGAGGGAUUAUAUUUGCUGUGUUUGGAGGCCAGCCUUUGAUAGUUCUACUAACCACAGCACCUCUAGCUCUCUAUACAAAAAUUAUAUUCAGUAUAUGUGAAGACUUUAAGCUGAAUUUCUAUGGGAUGUUUGCCUGUGUGGGGCUAUGGAACACCUUCUUCCUGCUCAUCUUCAGCAUAUUUGAUGUCAGUAAGAUGAUGAAAUGGUCCUCCAGGUCUACAGAGGAGAUUUUUUCACUGUUUAUUACUUGUGCUUUUUCUGCGGAUGCAAUCCGAGAUACGGUCAGGAAUUUCAAGUCCAAUUACUACAACGAAGCCUGCCAAAAUCUGAGUGCUGCAUUGACCUCAGUAACCCCAAGUUUAGAUGUCAACAUGUCCGUCACAGAUCACAUGACACAGGCGGCUCCACCGGAGUGCCUCAAAGAAAACAGCAUCCUCUUCCUGUUGUUAAUGCUGGGAACACUCUGGUUGGGGCUUACACUCUACAACUUCACAACAACGCCAUUCCUGAACGCAGGCAGACGGGAGAUCCUGGCUGACUACGCAUUGCCCACGGCAGUUCUCAUCAUGUCUGUGAUUGGCUCUGUCAUCUUCCGUGACAUCCAGAUCAAGCCCUUCAGCUACAACCCUGAUGAAGAACUCUUUGUGGUAGCCCCGCUGCACACCCUGCCCCCAGCGGCCUGGGUGGCGGCUGCGGGACUGGGCUUCAGCCUCUCACUGCUGUUUUUUAUGGAUCAGAACAUAUCCAGUGCUUUGGUCAACACACCCGCCCACAAGUUAAAGAAAGGCGCAGCCUAUCACUGGGACCUAUUUGUGGUAGCUGUGAUUAAUGGUUUCCUGUCGGUGUUUGCCUUUCCCUGGGUGCAUGCAGCGCUGCCUCACUCCCCACUGCACGUACGUGCCCUGGCCGACAUAGAAGAGAGGGUAGAGCAGGGACAUGUCCAGCAAAUAGUGGUGCGUGUGCGUGAAACCCGGCUGACAGGUAUCAUCUCACAUGUGAUGAUUGGUCUGUCAAUGCUCAUGUUGCCAUACCCAAUGUCGUACAUUCCUCGCCCCGUUCUGGACGGCCUCUUCCUCUACGUGGCCAUCACUGCCUUAUUUGGUAAUCAGCUGUUCGAACGGAUCCUCCUGCUGGUCACGGAACAGUCUGCCUAUCCACCAAACCACUACAUACGGCGUGUACCACAGAGGAAGAUUCACCUCUUCACGGGGAUACAGUUUGUACAGUUUGUCAUCCUGUGUUGUUUUGGAUUUUCCCCAAUUCCAUACAUGAAGAUGAUCUUCCCUAUUCUCAUUAUGUUUCUCAUGCCAAUUAGACACAAACUUGUUCCACGUCUAAUUGAGCAGAAGUUUUUACGAGCAUUGGAUGGCCAUUCUCACUGAAUUCCAUGCCCAAACCAACCCAAAGAGAAAGAAAUUUGUUUUUAUUUUAAGGCUGUGAAACUGAUUGUUUAUGGUGUGUACAUUUGUUAUAAGUGUUAAGGAAGUUUUCUCUCAUUACUUCUGCUUGUAGACUUAUAUUAGUAUGUUGAGGAAGAUUUCUCUAAUCACUUCAACUAGUAGGCCUUCUGCAGUAUGUAAAGGAAGAACUCUCUAAUCACUUCAAUUAGUAGGCCUUCUGCAGUAUGUAAAGGAAGGACUCUCUAAUCACUUCAAUUAGUAGGCCUUCUGCAGUAUGUAAAGGAAGGGUUCUCUGUUCACUUCAAUUAGUAGGCCUUCUGCAGUAUGUAAAGGAGGACUCUCUAAUCACUUCAAUUAGUAGGCCUUCUGCAGUAUGUAAGGGAAGGGUUCUCUAAUCACUUCAACCAGUAGGCCUUCUGCAUAUGUAAAGGAAGGGUUCUCUAAUCACUUCAACCAGUAGACCUGUUGUACUAUGUAAAGGAAGGACUCUCUAUUCACUUCAACCAGUAGGCCUUUUGCAGUAUGUAAAGGAAGGGUUCUCUAAUCACUUCAACCAGUAGGCCUUCUGCAGUAUGCAAAGGAAGGACUCUCUAAUCACUUCAACCAGUAGGCCUUCUGUGUAUGUAAAGGGAGGGUUCUCUAGUCACUUCAAUUAGUAGGCCUUCUGCAGUAUGUAAAGGAAGGACUCUCUAAUUACUUCAAUUAGUAGGCCUUCUGCAGUAUGUAAAGGAAGGUUUCUCUAAUCACUUCAACCAGUAGGCCUUUUACAGUAUGUAAAGGCAGGGUUCUCUAAUCACUUCAACCAGUAGGCCUUUUGCAGUAUGUAAAGGAAGAACUCUCUAAUCAGUUCAACCAGUAGGCCUUCUGCAUAUGUAAAGGAAGGACUCUCUAAUCACUUCAAUUAUUAGGCCUUCUGCAGUAUAUAAAGGAACGUUUCUCUAAUCACUUCAACCAGUAGGCUUUCUGCAGCAUGUAAAGGAAGAACUCUCUAAUCACUUCCAUUAGUAGGCCUUCUGCAGCAUGUAAAGGAAGGGUUCACUAAUCAC